AUGGUCCCCGCCGCCGGCGCGCUGCUCUGGGCCCUGCUGCUGAGUCUGGGGUCCCGGGCGGCGGGGGCCGAAGACCUGACUUCGACCGCGAUGCCGCGGGACAGUUUCCGCUUCGGGGGCCCUGUGACCCGCAGCUACAGAACCACCGCCCGGACCACUCCGGGCGUUGUAUCCCCGAGAAUGAGGGUGACAAUGGAGGAUGAGGACGACGUCGUGGCCGCUGCCGACCGCCUGGCAGGCCCGGCCGCUGCGGAGCUCUUAGCUUCUACGGUGGCCACAGGCAGCAGGUCACGGUUGUCGCAGGAGGAGGAUGGGUCUUUGGAAGAAGGGGUUGUAAUUUACGCCAGAAAGAAUGACACCGAGUCGGAGACUGACCGUACGACUCGCUUUACGCCUGGGAGGCCUAGCCCAGACCUUACAGCGAAUGACCAGGAUUCCGACAUCAAGAUGAGUUCAAGCCUGCCUCACUCCACCUGGAAGGCUAAUGUGGACUCACAGCCCUCUCAGAGUACCACGAACCUGUGGUCCUCAGCAGGGUCCACCCUGAACCGGUGGCCGCCUCCCUCGCCCACGGCCAUGCCAGCUCCGGAGGAUCUGCGGCUGGUGCUGUUGCCCUGGGGCCCGUGGCACUGCCACUGCAAGUCGGGCACUAUGAGCCGGACCCGGGCCGGGAGACUGCAUGGCCUUUCGGGGCGCCUGCGAGUUGGGGCGCUGAGUCAACUCCGCACCGAGCACCGGCCUUGCACCUACCACCUAUGCCCCUGCAACCGCGAGCGGGAGGAGUGUCCCCUAGAUGCAGGUCUCUGUGCUGACACCAGCUGCACCACUCAGACCACCACCAGGGCCACCACCCCCAGGGCCACCACCACCACCACCACUCCCUUACCCCCUCUAACCAGCAGACUCAGACCCGCCCCCUUUAUCCCCAGUCCCAUUCCCAGCCCCCACCCAGCCUAUGCUUUUUGGAAACGGGUCAGGAUUGGGCUGGAGGAUAUUUGGAACAACCUCUCUACAAUGUUCACAGAGAUGGAACCAAUCAAGAGAAAUCAGAGGUAACGGCCACUUCAACCACAAGAGGAGGUGUCAGCAUCUCAACCUCUCCUCCCCCUUGAAUCCCAGUACCCAC
Dama dama (fallow deer) is the source of this 1126-nucleotide messenger RNA. It is a transcript of the gene C20H1orf56, whose product is annotated as chromosome 20 C1orf56 homolog. The record is from RefSeq and is a predicted model, not a curated record. NCBI's taxonomy places the organism in Eukaryota, Metazoa, Chordata, Mammalia, Artiodactyla, Cervidae. Gene Ontology annotation, biological process: regulation of cell population proliferation. Bases 1 to 1056 code for a protein of 351 amino acids. The transcript has 2 exons.